Aspergillus brunneoviolaceus CBS 621.78 is the source of this 1386-nucleotide messenger RNA. Its product is annotated as putative FAD dependent oxidoreductase. The record is from RefSeq and is a predicted model, not a curated record. Gene Ontology annotation, molecular function: oxidoreductase activity. Bases 1 to 1386 code for a protein of 461 amino acids. NCBI's taxonomy places the organism in Eukaryota, Fungi, Ascomycota, Eurotiomycetes, Eurotiales, Aspergillaceae. The transcript has a single exon.
AUGUCCCUCAGCGACCUCCUUUUCGACACGUGCAUCAUCGGCGGCGGGGCAGCAGGCGCCUACGCCGCCUACCGCCUGCACCAGCUCAACCACACCGUCGCCAUCGUCGAGCGCGGCCCUCACCUGGGGGGCCACACCGUCACCUACCGCGACCCGAUCCUCACCAACAACCAGCCCAUCGACUACGGGGUCACCUGGCUCCAGAACCUGCCCGUCAUCCGCGACGCCUUCGCCCACUACAACGUCCCCCUCAUCAAGGAGAAAAUCGACUACGCAAUCGACAUGUUCGACUUUACCACGGGGGAGCCCCUCACUCCGCUCCCCGCCAACGAGACCACCGCCACGCUCGACCGCUACAGCACCCUCCUCGACCAGCACCCGUACCUCGCAACCGGGUUCGAAGACCUUCCCGACCCCGUGCCGGACGAUCUAGUCGCGCCUUUUAGUCACAUUAUGGACAAAUACCAUCUAGGUGGGCUCCUCGACACCUUCAGCUCAUGGCUCAGUGGCCUCGGCGAGUGGCCGGACUACCCGACGCUGUAUGUGAUGAAGUACGUGGGGACGGACUACCUAGCCGGCCGACUUCAGCUGGGGUGGGUACGGCCGAAGAGCCACGAUGCGAGCGAGAUCUACCGGGCGAUGGAGCAGGAGUUGCGACAGAGUCAAACGUUGCUGUUCAACAGUAGCGUAGUGCAGGUGGAUGCUCGCGAUUCUACUGUUGAUCGCGUGGUAGUGGAUGUGGCCAGUACGGUGGACGAGACACGAAGGCCGAUCAUCACCACAACACGCCGUCGACGCAUCCGUGCAAAGACCCUCCUCUUCGCUGCGCCUCCCUUACCCGACAACCUCGAGGCGCUGGGCCUGGAUGAACGGGAACGAGCCCUGUUCCGCCAGUUCAAGGACCCGUGGUUCUACACGGCACUGAUCCGGGUGGACGGGUUUCCGGACAGCACGUUCCUGGAGAACCACGGCAAGGACCACCCCUUCCAUCGCCCGCGCCUCCCGGCGGUGUUGGCCUUUCGGCCGACAGAUGUGUCGACAAUCGUCCGGGUCACGGUGGGGAGUAAAUCGCGGGGUCUGUCGGAGGCGGAGGUGGAGGACUGCAUCCGCGCCGGGGUGGACAGCGUGCAGCGCAGGCUGGGCGGCGGCAACGUGUCGGACCCGGAGAUCCUGGCGGUGCGCGAUCACUCGCCUUAUACGUUGACGGUCUCGGGUGCGGCGAUCGCGGCGGGGUUCUACCGGCAGCUGAGUGCUUUGCAGGGCCAUCGCCGGACCUACUACACGGGCGCGACAUUCGAUACGCAUCAUAUGCCCCAGGUAUGGAUGGUUACCGAUCAGGUCCUGCAGAGGCAUUUACUUCCCGCACUGCGGGGCUUGAGAGGUUGA